Salvia splendens (bonfire salvia) is the source of this 1630-nucleotide messenger RNA. RefSeq names its product serine/threonine-protein kinase fray2. Lineage: Eukaryota; Viridiplantae; Streptophyta; Magnoliopsida; Lamiales; Lamiaceae. Bases 147 to 1388 code for a protein of 413 amino acids. The transcript has 7 exons. The record is from RefSeq and is a predicted model, not a curated record.
UUUAGGACAUUUCACUCACCUCCCUUCGAUUCAAUCAUAGCAAAUUUCAAAAUCACUCGACGCAAAUAAAAGGAACCCUAACUCAAAGCAACAGAUUGAGCUCUUCAAUAUUCGAAUUCAGGCUACAAAUUGUAGUAAAUCACAGUAUGGAUUCAAAUGCGCGAGAAAGUUCGGAUUCGGCAGAAUUCCGGAAACCUUCGAAUGAUGCUGCUAAUAGGAAGUACAGGCGCAGAUCACCUGUUGGCGGAUCAUCGUCUUCUGAUGGGAGUCCACGCAACAGGCAGAGCUUAAGUCCAGUCCCAUCUAGGAAGGAAACUGCUAGGGUUGACGAUAAACGAAAAAGGGAUGAUGAUCAGUCUGGGCGUAGUGAUGAACCAUAUAAAUCCUCUGAUCGGCACUCAUCUAGGAGUCACUAUAGGCAAGAUGAUCGUAGCAGACGUGAUAGGCAUGUGGAUAACUAUGAUAGAGGUCAUGCUAAGUCAUCCUAUCGUUCACGGGAUUCACGAGGCAACAAUAACUUGGAUUACUCCAGGUCGGAUAAAAACCACAAAUCUAGAGAUUAUGCAAAUGAGGCUGACACAUGCUCUCAUGGAAAAUCUGAUGGUUUAAGGAGUAGAAAUAGGGAUAAGGACUCAUAUGACAGAACUGGAUCUGGUAGGAGGCAUGCUGCUGCUGAGGAAAGGGACUGGGACAGGGACCGAGAUAGGAACAGAGAAGGUAGGGCUGACCAUUAUGGAAAGACAGAUAAUAAGAAGAGUUUUGUGGAUCUCAAAAGUGAUCGUUCACCUGCUUAUGAAGAUUCAAGGGGCCUCCGAAAUGAUUCUUUUCCUCUAAGGGAUAGUUCUGUCUGUCAUGUGAAAGAAGCUGCUUGGAGAGAUGGCAAGGAACUAGACUCUGAGAGUCAUGCUAAUGAUGAAAAGAGAAGAGAUGAUGGUCGAGGUACAUAUAAGGAGCAACCCAAUAGAGAAUCAAAGGAGCAUUGUGAUGAUACGUCCAUCAAAGGUACUUCUGAGCCUUUUGUUACAGAUUCUGAUAUUGAUGCUGCGAGAAUUGCUGCAAUGAAAGCUGCUGAAUUAGUUAAUAAAAAUUUAGUUGGUACGGGAUACAUGUCAACUGAUCAAAAGAAGAAGCUUUUGUGGGGCAACAAAAAGAGCUCUGCUACUGAAGAGUCUACUGCACAUCGUUGGGAUACGCCAAUGUUUGGUGACCGUGAACGACAGGAAAAAUUCAACAAACUCAUGGGUGUGAAGGCGGAUGCAAAGGUAGAGAACCAGGGAGACAACCCCGACAUGGAAAAGAAGCGAGAGCAACUUCAGAUGGAACUCGAGAAACAAUAUACAGCCGGACUGCGUCGAAGAGAUGGUCGGACUGUAGGGCUGGGCCUUUAGAAGUUUGCUCUAGGUACUUGCGGGCUUGUACGUAUGUAUGUCUGGCAAUCGUGAUAUAUUGCGUGAAAAAACUAUUCUGUAGGAGUGUUGUAAUCUGGGCUUUGAACGUGACUGGUGGUAAGGCUUCUACUUAUAUUAUGGUUCUCGGAUUAAUUGCAAGUAAUGUCGUUGGGAUUCAUCUUUUUGUUGGUGGAAUAAUCAAAUAUUUCUGGCUGCAAUCGAUCAUUUGGUCAUUUUCUUUA